AUGGCUCGAGAAUGUUGGAUUAGUAUCCAAACGACGUGCAAAUUAUACGAUCGCUUGUGCCAGACAUGCAUGAUCGAGAUUCCGAAUAGAAGUAUCGUCAUGCAGAGUCGUCGUGGCCGAUGGGUGAAUGAGCGAGAACUGGAUCGCGCAAUGCAAUCAUCGGUGUUGGAAGCAAACCAAGCGAAACCCAUCUGGUAUAUAUCAAGCGCCUCAACGCCAACUGUGAAUGACCAAAGGCAAGCCAACUCCCCUUUCUUUCUCAAGAAAGCAUUUGGGAGCACGCCCCAAAUUUGUAUGUACGCCAUGUUGUCCUACACCGAGGAGCUCCCAGUCAACUCUGGCAUGCUUAGCUCUGCCAGGUUGUAG
This is a messenger RNA of Colletotrichum graminicola M1.001, 366 nucleotides long. RefSeq lists its product as uncharacterized. NCBI's taxonomy places the organism in Eukaryota, Fungi, Ascomycota, Sordariomycetes, Glomerellales, Glomerellaceae. The transcript has a single exon. The record is from RefSeq and is a predicted model, not a curated record. The coding region runs from base 1 to 366 and encodes 121 amino acids.